Molecule: messenger RNA, 1676 nt
Organism: Oncorhynchus gorbuscha (pink salmon)
Lineage: Eukaryota; Metazoa; Chordata; Actinopteri; Salmoniformes; Salmonidae
Product: germ cell-specific gene 1-like protein
Exons: 3
Coding region: 975-1370 (131 amino acids)
Cellular component (GO): plasma membrane
Source: RefSeq, a predicted model, not a curated record
GUUGCAUAUAGUGGGUUCAAAGUGGGGGAGUUGCAUAUAGUGGGUUCAAAGUGGGGGAGUUGCAGUCACACAGUAAUGUAACAAUGGGAAGCGAGGGUCAAAAUGAAAAUCACUGGUGAGAUUAAACGCAAUGAGAGUCUGGGUACGGUGGUGUGUGUGUGUGUGUGUGUGUGUGUGUGUGUGUGUGUGUGUGUGUGUGUGUGUGUGUGUGUGUGUGUGUGUGUGUGUGUGUGUGUGUGUGUGUGUGUGUGUGUGUGUGUGUGUGUGUGUGUGUGAGAGAGAGAGCGCUCUUGCACUCUAUAAAGAGGAUUAUUAUCGGUGCUCUGUUCAGGGGGAUUUAGAUUCUAACAGCAUGACUUAAUUAUGGAUUAUGACCAGGUAGAGAGAAAGGUUUAUAUUAUACAACCCCCCACCUUGACUGAACUCAACACCCUAAAGCUGGGGCUGGAGAAGACUUGAUAGAGCCAAUUUGUCUCCAAAUUAAUCAUUUAUAUGUCUCCAACUAAACCAAAAAAUUAAAUUAAAGAAUAGGACUAAAUCGAAUUUAAUCAAACUUUAAAUGCAUUUAUUUAGUCAUGUUCUUUAACUUAGAUUUUUGGUUUAGAUGGAGACGUGAAUCUAUGUUAAUGAUUAACUUGAAGAUUACAUUUCAAAUCAACCAAAGCUUGAAACCCUAAGCCUCUGCUGUAUGUGUUGUCUAUCUUUUGGUUGAAUUGCAGAUGCUAUACAGGCCUAAAUAUUAUUAGUGAUGAUAUAUGACUUAUAAAGUAUGGUUACAUUUCAUUUUCUCUGUUAAUAAUAUGAAAUAAUAAAUAUGUAUUUUCUUUUUUAGAGGAAAAGUGUCGCAGUUUUCUUUCUUUAACUCCAGGAGGUGAAAAGGGUCAAUGAUUCUGCAGUGUCAAGAUUGUAUGUUGGUACACAUUACACAGUCAUGACACAGUUGUACUGUAAUCGUCCUCUCUCUGCCUGCAGGAAUGUUGUGGUUGUCGGUGUCAAUGGAGCUCAUGUAUGUUGGGCUGCUGUGUAUCAGCUGUGUGCUGCUGUCUCUUCAGUUGUGUCUGGAUGCCUUUUGGCCCUCACAGAUCUGGGGACAGCUCCUCAAUGCCUACUCUGCAGUCUUCACUAUAUUAGGAGGGUUACUGGGAAUGGUGGCUCACAAGAUGUUCAUGCAGGUGUUUCAGACUACUGCCUCUAUGGGUCCAGAGGACUUCAAACCACACAGCUAUGGCUACUCCUGGGGCUUUUAUGUGGCAUGGCUGGCCUUUACCUGCUGCAUGUUGUCAGGAGUCUCCACCCUCAACAACUACACCAAGAGGACUGUAACGGAGCAGAGGUGCAAAGCUCGCCUCUACCCCCCUCGAAUUCCCUGACAUAGAGCCCCUGCUUCCCCCGGCCCCCUACUACUGCCCUCCGCCCCCAAAUGUCCCCACCAUCUCCAGAACUUUCACCCUACUAUGACUCCCCUUCGCCACCCCCAACCUCAUCACCCCGUCCACCCUCUCACUCCCCCACCCAGAAUACUUCCCACCUCCCCAGUCCCACCCUGUUCCUGUCCCCCUAUCACCGCCACUCCCUCCCCGGUACACACUCCCCCACCCCCUGUUCCCGUCCCCCUAUCACCGCCACUCCCUCCCCCACUGGUACACACUCCCCCACCCCCCUGUUCCCGUCCUCAU